Messenger RNA from Paramecium sonneborni, 593 nucleotides. Lineage: Eukaryota; Ciliophora; Oligohymenophorea; Peniculida; Parameciidae. The record is from the annotation of a GenBank genome assembly.
UAUUUAUUUAAAUAAAAUCCAAAUGUAAGGAGCACCAGGUAAUUAGUUAUCUUUUAAUUUAAUCUGUAGAAGUCCCAAGAAGAUUUAGAUUGCUUGAAGAACUCUAAAAUGGAGAAAAAGGUAUCGGUGAUGGAACUGUAAGCUAUGGAUUAGAAGAUGGUAUAAUAAAUAUCUGAUAUUUGUAGCUGAAGAUAUGUAAAUGACUAAUUGGAAUGGAACAAUCCUUGGACCUUAUAAUGUAAUAUUUAAUUUAAUAUCAUAGACUGCAUUUGAGAAUAGAAUCUAUUCACUUAAAAUAACUUGUGGUCCAUAAUAUCCUAAGGUUGCUCCCCAAGUCAAAUUUGUUACUAAAGUCAAUCUUCCUUGUGUAUAAGCAAAUGGAUAGGUAUCUAUUACUUACUUAAUCAGAUUGAUAUUAAUAAAUUUGGCAUUUUAAAAAAUUGGGUAUCCAAAAAUACUCUAGAAAACAUCUUAACAGGAUUAAAAAAUGAAAUGAGUUCCGCUGCUAACAAAAAAUUAUAAUAACCACCUGAUGGCCAAACCUAUUGAGUUACAAUAAUCAAUAUAUAUAUAUAUUAUAUAUAAGUAAGGAA